GGCCAAAGAAGAAAGUAUUUCGAGCAGAACAAUAUUAUUAGAAUUCAACUUCAUCAUCAUCUCACAGUCAUUUCAACUCAUCCCGUCCACUCCAAAGUGUUGCCUUGUUCUAAAUAUUUUUCCCUGUCCUUAGAAGAAGACAAAGAAAGCCGAAAAAAUGGACGCCAUCAAGAAGAAAAUGCAGGCCAUCAAGCAGGAGAAGGACCACGCCAUGGACCGCGCUGAUGUCAUGGAACAGACCGCGCGCGAUGCUAAUGUUCGCGCGGAUCGGGCGCAGGAUGAGGUUGAUUCUUUGAAAAAGCGAAUUUUGCAAGUGGAGGGUGAAUUUUCGCAAGCGAAACAAACUCUGGAAACGGUAACGACGACGUUGGAAACGAAGGAGAAAACCUUGCAGGCCGCCGAAACGGAGAUGGCCUCGCUUGGAAGGAAAGUGCAAGGAAUUGAGGAAACUUUUGAAAAAACGGAAGAAAAUUUGAAAAAGACGGAACUCUCGUUGGAAACGACGGCCCAGUUGCAUGACGAUUCGGAGCGAAUGCGAAAAGUAUUGGAAAAUCGUGCCGUUACCGACGACGAGAGGAUGAAAGAUUUGGAAGCAAAAGUGAAGGAGGCGACCGGUCUGGCAGAAGAAGCAGAUCGAAAAUACGACGAAGUUGCCAAAAAGCUCGUCAUGGUUGAGCAAGACGUAGAAAUGGCGGAAGAUCGUGUCUCAUCUGGAGAAACUAAAAUCCUUGAGUUGGAAGAGGAGUUGAAAGUCGUGGGAAAUAACUUGAAAUCUCUCGAAGUUUCUGAAGAAAAGGCCAACCAACGAGAAGUUGAUUACAAGAAACAGAUUAAAAUUUUGUCCACCAAGUUGAAAGAUUCCGAAGCUCGAGCCCAGUUUGCAGAAAAUACGGUGCAAAGAUUGCAAAAAGAAGUGGACCGUGUGGAAGGCGAGCUGACGAACGAGCAGGAAAAAUACAAAGGCAUCAUUGGCGAGUUGGACGCCACUUAUUCUGAAAUGACGGGCUAUUAAGGGAAAUUUAUACGAAAUUUAUGCGAGUUUUGAUCCGAUUGUGUUUAUAACAGAGGAAAGUUUUGUGCCGUGAAUAAAAAUGAAAUUCAACUAAAAGUUUGGAUAAUCUG
Molecule: messenger RNA, 1122 nt
Organism: Folsomia candida
Lineage: Eukaryota; Metazoa; Arthropoda; Collembola; Entomobryomorpha; Isotomidae
Product: tropomyosin
Exons: 7
Coding region: 158-1012 (284 amino acids)
Biological process (GO): actin filament organization; muscle contraction
Cellular component (GO): actin filament
Molecular function (GO): actin filament binding
Source: RefSeq, a predicted model, not a curated record